This is a messenger RNA of Physcomitrium patens, 3899 nucleotides long. Its product is annotated as mitogen-activated protein kinase mpkB. Gene Ontology annotation, molecular function: ATP binding; protein kinase activity. The record is from RefSeq and is a predicted model, not a curated record. Gene Ontology annotation, biological process: protein phosphorylation. NCBI's taxonomy places the organism in Eukaryota, Viridiplantae, Streptophyta, Bryopsida, Funariales, Funariaceae.
GUGGGAAUGAGGAAGAGAGCUGCAAGUCCAACAGCCUCACUCACUCACUCACUUUCACACGGGGGGGAGAGUGAGUGGGUGCGUAGGAGCUGCAAGGAAAACAGCGAGGGCAUGAGAUGCGAAGUGCAACAAUCCAGUUGCUCACAUUCGGGGACUGUAAAUCUGCACUGGCUCCGUGCUGCAUCGAUCAUGGCCCCGCACAUCCAAGCUCUAUCUGCUCUUCUUCCUUCCCACCCAUGUCUAGACUCCGCCAUCGCCAGUAAUGCUCGAUGCUCGAUGCUCGCAUCACACUCGCCGCUCAUCCCCCCGGCAAUCAUGCAAGCAAUCAGGCAGUGAGUCAGUGAGUCAGUGAGUUAGUCAAUCUGGCGCUGCGGUCACACCCGUGCUUUCGUCGAGAGUUGUUUGGCUGGGAGCUUCGAAUGGGCCAAGCAUUGUGACUGCAACCGUGCGCAAGAGAGGGAGGGAGAGAGGGGGUGAAGAGUGCGCACACACUGGCUACCCCAACAGCACCAACCAUUCGCAAGUCUUCGUGUUGAAAGAGAGCAUAAGCGAAGAAGCGAUUCGCCAUCGAAGACGCACAAUGGGAAAAAGCAUCCUCACUGUUACCGCCCGCGCCUCACCGCGACCGACGGUCAGAGUGCUCUACCUCUCUGUGUGGUCCGUGAAAACGUUUCCGACUGGAGGUCGGGGAAAUGUGUCGAGAGCACGCGCGUAACGUCCAUCGGACGGCUAGCUAUUUUCACGUACGACUUUCGGUCUUUUAAUCAUAACGGGGCAUGCGAAACCCCAGAUGGUUGGCCGACCAACGGUCGCGUUGCAAAGUUUCGGGGCAGUUUGGCAGUGUAGUUGUGGGUCUUGUCUGUGACGGACUACCACUGCAGACCAAUUUGUUUAUGUUUUUUCCAGCUUCAGUCGAUUCAUUCCCCGCAGCCCCCCACGGUGCCAGUUGGGUACCCAACACACGAAAGGAGUGGGGGAGGGGAAGGGGAAGGAGAAGGAGAAGUGGAGUGCGUGAGAGCCGGGCCUUGUUGCUGUUGUUGUUGUUGUUGUGUGGUUUUGGUGCUGCUGGCGGGGCUCCCCCGCAAGAUGGGCUGGAGCGAUGUGGAAGAUGUGGAUGCCUCCAAAGGCAUCUACGCAGUCUGUGGCCAGCUCUGGUCUGGUAAUGGAUCCCCACCUAAAAUUGUCUCAGUCCGGCCUGAUUCCGUGGCGGAUAAUUUAUUCUUCGCUAUUUUGUGUGCUUCUCGUUUCGGUGUCCGUGGGGGACCGAUGGGCUUCUUCAUGACUCUGCUGGAUGCGUCUGGAGCAGCUCUCGGAGGUUACAACCAGCAGAGUUAACCCGUUGUGGCUGGAGGGACACUCAAUGUGCAGGAUCGAGAUGGGUUUUUGUUGUUAUUUUUUUAAUGUUUGGAUACUUUUUAUUUUUGAUUUUUUUUAGCUGUCUCGACCUCAUGCUGUCUCGAAAGGAGUGACGAUUUUUUUUGUGUGUUGGACUGUUCAUAAUGUGUAGAGUCUUUCUAGAUUCUUUUGGUUGGCGGUGAACGUAAUGUUUGAAGAAUGUACAGGAGGAUGAUUCCUAAUUUUCUGCAUUGAUGAAGUAUUUUCAAGAUUACGACAGUGUAUUCUACGCAUGAAACUACACGUCUAAUGUCAUUUUAACUGAUAAAACGUACGUGUUGGGAUCGCAAGUGUAAUUCUAUUCCGUCAUUUCGCUUGGUUUUCACGGGCCACAGAAUCACAAGCGCUCGAAUUUCACGAGCACUCACAGAUCUUGGAUGCAUGCCUGGCAGAUUGCAGUUUUCGGUUGAUUCUGCACAGGGUUUUGCACAUCGCAACAUGUUGAUUACCGUUAACCAUGUCCACCUGUCCUCAUCAGUAUAGCCAUAGGUGCUACUUGAUCUGAUGCAACAUGUGAACAGGGUUUUCGUAAGUAAUCCGUCGAAGAAUUAGUCGAAGGAUUUGCUCACAGUUGCUAGAAUGCAAGGGCGUCGAUUACAUACAUGUGACAAGAAAUCUAUGUCUAUUCAUUUAUCUUCGAGUCUACAUGCAAAUGCGUCAUUUUGUAAGUGGGACCCCGAUACAAGCUGCAAGCGCAUGUUGGUUCUGGAUCAUAUGGUGAUGUAUGUCGCGCAAUGGAUCUGGAGUUCGGGCAAACUGUCGCACUCAAGAGAGUUCCAGACGUAUUCUUUUGCCAAAUGCUGGCCAAACGUGUGCUCCGAGAAGUGUGCAUCAUGCGGCGUCUUGCUCAUCCCUAUAUCAUCUCGUUGACGGACGUUUUCUCGUCGAAGAAUUUGGAGAAACCCGACUCGACAGACUUGUAUAUUGCAACUGAAUUUGCCGAACGUGGAGAUUUGUAUCAUCAAGCCGAGUCAAUUACAGCAGAGACUGUUCGGACACUCAUCUGGCAGCUGCUUGUUGCAGUUCACUACAUGCAUACCUGUCAUGUAUGGCACAGGGAUAUCAAGUCUGAGAAUGUUCUCCUGACGGGAAACUUGCAAGCAAAGUUAUGUGAUUUCGGACUUUCGCGAUCAGCUCUUGAGACUUCAAGCCAAGUAGAUGCGAAACCGACUGGGCGCAGGAAGCGACCGGUUUUGCAGAGGCAAUAUACCAAAACAGUAGUUACCCCAAGUCAUCGUGCACCUGAGGUAGUCAUGUCUCAAGGCCAGUAUACUUCUGCCAUUGAUAUGUGGUCACUUGGUUGCAUCUUUUGGGAGCUCUUGAUGCGACAAAGCCGUCCUCAUCACUGUGGUCCUGUGACCAAACCUCUUUUUGGUGUGCGCGGAGAGCCGAGCACGCCAUCACGAGGUGAAACUUAUAACAGCGACAUUUCAUCCGAGCUACACGACCAGUUGGAUGUAAUCUUCAACGUAAUUGGCACACCUUGCUGGAAAGAUAUUGAGAGUGUUCCUAGCGAACAUUGGCGAGCCUACCUGAAGAAGGUUCCAGGAAGGGCAGGGAACAUUGUGAAACAAUUCACGGGCUUGAUUGAUGACAAUGCGCUGGACCUCCUGCAACGUAUGUUGGCCUUCGCUCCACAGCGACGAUGCACGGCAGAUGAGGCUCUUUUUCACACUUACUUCAAGGGUAUGAAUGUACCACUAGAUGUCUCGCCUAUUCCCUUGGUAGGAAAGGGUCCCUCAGCUCUGUCUGACCACCCAGUUUGGAAGAUUACAGAGCCUGCUGUUGCUCUUGGCCUACUUGAGAGGGAGCUGGAGUUGUCUGCCAAUCAUGUGGAUGGUGGCAAGCUGAAGCUAGAGCAAUUGCUUCAAUGUGAAAUAGAGCAGCAACAGAUGCAGACCAGUAUGCAGCGAGCUGCUCUUCGAAGCCUUGCAUCCAAAGGAUUUUUUGACCGCUCGGCUUUCCCAGCCGCUGCUCCUGCGAAACAGUCUCAGCCGCCUCGUGAAAUUCAGCUUUUUCCAUGCGCAAUAUCUCGCGCAACCGGCUCCUCUACAGGUUCAUUGAGCAAUCAAUCAGAGCUCUGGUCUGUGGAAGAACGAUCAGAUCAAGCAGAUUGGCAAACUGACGGAGAACCACAGAGGGGCUCAAAUGAUUCAGUGGUCUCUCAUGAACCUAGUCGCCCAGCUGGUCUUGCAUCUAGCUUAGGAAGUAUUUUAUAUGACGGUGCUUCUGUUCAAGAGAACGAACUCCCACCUACGAAGCGGCAAAGGAAGAUGACGAUAAGGCAAGGCUCCCUCUGUAUAGAACUGGUCCGUCCUGAUGUACAACUUAAUCAGCCAGUAGAAACGAUUAAUGACACCAAGUUGUCUAUUUCAGGAUCAAGGUCUGAAAAAGGCGAAGGUUAGAGUGCCGCCGGUCACAUUGACACUUGUAAGGAUUGUCGAUGGUUUUAAUAUUUGUACACCAUGUAAUGGUUUUACCUUCACCAGUUCAUUAAAUUUGUA